AUGAAAGCUGUAAGCAUUAUUGCUAAGCCGCAUUUAUUGCGGUUGACGUCGAACGCGUGCGGCUCUUGUGGAAGGCGCAGUUGCUUAUUCGCAUCAUCUGUGCCAGGUCGACCGCCAGCCGCCAAUGCCGCAGCAUUAUCAGCUCAGUACUUCCCUAGGGGACCGUUUCGCAGUUAUGUAAAUUUAGGAAGGGAUUGGACGCCUGUGCGCAACCAGUAUACCAAGUAUCGUAUCACUAAACCUUGGACAGCGGACAGCACCUAUGACGAUAUCUUCCUUGCGCAGCCAUCUCGCGAGGACCUUUAUUCUUUUUCUAAGGAACUACCGCUUUUUUUAAAAUUCUUGAAGCUGCUGACAAAGGCACAGAAUCGCCGGGAAGCAUUCGUCGAGUUUGCAAAACGGUGUGAGAACGGUCUGGUUGUCGAGAAAGACGUUUAUAUAACCAAAAAUGAGCUUAUUGACUGCAUGUGGCGUAACGGUUACUCUGAGGAUGAGUUGGAUGCCGUGAAAUUGGGUUUCCCCGAUGACUACCGGUUCCACUAUCCUGAAUUGGCUGUUAUGUUUGAGAUUAGUGAGGAGGACUGUUACAAGUAUUGCCUGAAGCAGCGCGCGUCUAACCCUGAAGAAUUGAUUGAAUUAAAAUUGAAAAAGCCACAAAACCUCAUUUCGAGUUACGGCCUCAUUUUCCUGGGUUGCUGGUUCGGUUUGAGUAAUGCUGUUUUGGGCAAUGCAUGGUUUUUCGCCAAGACCCUACCAUUUGGUGCUGUUUUCUACAUGUUGGCCGCAUACUUCCAGAAAACCCUUAAGGAGAUGGCAUGGAAGGAAGAAAACGCAUUGAUAGACAAGGCCAAGGAAGAGAAGGAUUACUGCGAGGAUGCUAUCUACAACCAAUUGAAGCGUUACAUGGACACAUCUAGAUGUGCUGACUAUGUUGAGCAGUUCAAGGACGAAGUUGCGACCCGAAUGAAAGAGUACCGUGCAGCGUUACUGCAUCAUAUGAAGAAGGAGUCUGCGCGUUUGAUGAACGAGCGGUUACAAAACAUGCUUUUACAAGAGAACGCAAUAUCCCGUUCAGUACAGAAGACUAUGGUGGAUGAGCUUAUGUCUGUUUUCCGCGAGACAUUUCCCAAGAAUGCCAAGCUUCAGGAUGCAGCGAUCAACGCUGCUAUAUCAGAGAUUGCUGGUGAGACGCCCAAACGUGACCCCGUUUUCACGUUUUUCAACGACGGUUUGGCAUCUUUCCGUAGUAACAAGCCCAGCGAGAUUGUGAAACGUUGCAAGGCUGCUUUUGAAUCCCAGGAACGUCAGUUUUUGGAGGCUUUCACCAUCGGUGAAAAGGAGGCAGCUGAGGUCAGCGCUCUGGCGCGGCAGUGCCAAGACGGCGACGGCAUGGACCUUUCCCGUUUGUCCGAGGACCAGUUACGCCGUGCUCAACAACUUUUCGAGAGCUUUAACCACAGAUUCGGUUAUUAUGUCCCCGACGUCGCUGGCGCAGUGGCCGCGAUGGGUCGUGAGGGCGAGUCCUUUAUCGACAAUAUCAACAAGGAGGUGUCACGUUGUGCGGCUGAUAUCCGCCAAUCGCAUCUCAUUGCCUUUCUCCGGGCUUUUUUUUAA
Molecule: messenger RNA, 1614 nt
Organism: Babesia sp. Xinjiang
Lineage: Eukaryota; Apicomplexa; Aconoidasida; Piroplasmida; Babesiidae
Exons: 7
Coding region: 1-1614 (537 amino acids)
Source: RefSeq, a predicted model, not a curated record